This is a messenger RNA of Acanthocheilonema viteae, 828 nucleotides long. The record is from the annotation of a GenBank genome assembly. Lineage: Eukaryota; Metazoa; Nematoda; Chromadorea; Rhabditida; Onchocercidae.
AUGAAUGUGUUUUGUAGAAGUCGUGAUAAGGACGUGCUGAGCUUAUGUAAUAUUGUGGUUGAUGUCGGUAGUGAGUAUAACCAUGCUGCGAUGAAGUAUGACCAUCAUCAAAGGGACUUUACUCAUACAAUGAACACGUUGCGAGUAAUGAAUUUUGAUACAAAAUUAAGUUCAGCGGGUCUUAUUUAUGCUCACUAUGGGAAGAGUGUUAUUAGCACUUUGCUUGAGCUACCACACGAUGAUCCGGUAAUUGACAUUUUAUUCAAAAAGGUCUAUGAAGCUUUUGUGGAGUCUAUCGAUGCAAUAGACAACGGAAUUGCUCAGUUUGAUGGCGAACCAAGGUUUAUGAUGGCAGUCAAAUUGGUCGGAAAGGAAUUCAAUGAGCUGCUUAGUUAUCUUUGUAAAUCCUGGCUACCAGCGCGUAGUCACGUUAUCCACGCAGUCACUCAUCGUUUUGACAUUGAUAAAAGUGGUCAAAUAUUUUGCCUAGAAAGUGGUGGAAUGCCUUGGAAAGAUCAUUUUUUUCUCGUUGAAGAACAGCUUCAUUUAAAAAACGAUGAUGUUAUAUAUGUUAUUUACGAAGAUAAUGCAAAUGCACAGUGGAGAGUGCAAGCUAUUCCAGUAAGCCAGAAACAGCCUUUUGAAAACAGGUUGCCCCUACCAGAGGCAUGGCGCGGUCUCCGUGAUGCAGAAUUGACAAAAGUAACGGAUAUACCUGGCUGUAUUUUCGUUCAUCCAACUGGCUUUAUUGGGGGUAAUAAAUCAAUGCAGGGUGUGAUAGAGAUGGCGAGGAAAUCAUUAUCCCUCGCUGGGAAGUAUAAGAACUAA